CUGCACUGGUUCUCCACCGCGGUCCUGUACGCCGCCUUCCUGGGGCUGGGAAUGAGUGUUGCUAUCCUGGGGCCUACGUUUCAGGAUCUGGCAGACAACGUCAACAGAAACAUCAGCAGCCUGUCUCUGAUAUUUGUGGGCCGCGCCACUGGGUUCUUGUGUGGCAGCAUGAUGGGCGGGGUUCUCUUUGACCACAUGAAUCAGUUCUUUCUUUUGGGAGCAUCUAUGGUGGCAACUGCGGUUUCGCUUUAUCUCAUCCCAUUCUGCAAGACAGCAGUCUUACUGAUCACUGCCAUGUCUGUCUUUGGAGCUUCCGUCGGUGUUGUGGAUACGGGUGCAAAUGUCCUCAUCUUGGCUCUUUGGGGAGACAAAGGAGCCCCACACAUGCAGGCCUUGCACUUCAGUUUCGCCUUGGGUGCAGUUCUGGCUCCCCCGCUGGCUAAGUUGGCCUGGGGUACAGCAGCAUCUGCUCAGAACCACACCGAGUCCGACUUUAACUCUCUAGUGCUGAACCGAUCCUCCAAAGCCGCUUCAGACUCUGUGUUCGCGGUACCCGAUGACAUGAAUCUGCUGUGGACAUAUGCUUCUAUCGGCACCUACGCUUUAGUAGUUUCUUUCUUUCUGUUUGGUCUGUUUUGUAAGAAACAUUCAAGGCAGGAAAAGUCCGCAGCAUCUGCUCAGGGGGCUCGAAGGGCUAAAUAUCACAGGGCCCUGCUGUGCCUCCUCUUCCUCUUCUUCUUCUUCUAUGUGGGAGCCGAGGUGACCUAUGGCUCUUACGUAUUCUCCUUCGCCACCACCCACGUCGGCAUGGAAGAGAGCGAGGCAGCUGGCUUGAACUCCAUCUUCUGGGGGACCUUUGCAGCCUGCAGGGGCCUGGCCAUCAUUUUUGCAACGGUCUUACGGCCUGGAACCAUGAUCGUUCUGAGCAACAUAGGCAGCCUGGCCUCGUCUUUCUUUCUGGUGCUUUUUGAUAAGAAUUCUCUCUGUCUCUGGAUCGCGACUUCUGUGUAUGGAGCCUCAAUGGCAACCACGUUUCCCAGCGGCAUCUCCUGGAUUGAGCAGUACACCACCUUAACUGGGAAAUCUGCAGCAUUCUUUGUAAUUGGCGCUUCUCUGGGAGACAUGGCCAUUCCUGCAGUCAUCGGAAUUCUUCAGGAACACUACCCAGAUCUGCCAGUGGUUCUGUACACAUGUCUGGGCUCAGCCAUAUUCACGGCUGUUCUAUUUCCUGUGAUGUAUAAAUUAGCCACGUUACCCCUGCAACGACAGCGCAAAGGAAGACAGAAGAUCGAGGACCAGAAAGCUUUGCCUACUAGUUCUAGGCUGUGAGGAAGAGACUACAGGAGAACAUUAACAAAAAUUUUUAAAAAGUAAUGAAACAGACUUUGAAGUUGUAGUAUCCACGAGGCCAUCUGUGACGGAGACAUCUGGAAACAUUGUGAUGGAACCCACAAAAGGGCCUUUCGACUAAGUUCUCUGCAGUUAAUAAA
Molecule: messenger RNA, 1490 nt
Organism: Arvicanthis niloticus (Nile rat)
Lineage: Eukaryota; Metazoa; Chordata; Mammalia; Rodentia; Muridae
Product: sodium-dependent glucose transporter 1A
Biological process (GO): transmembrane transport
Molecular function (GO): D-glucose transmembrane transporter activity
Source: RefSeq, a predicted model, not a curated record